Messenger RNA from Neodiprion fabricii, 3578 nucleotides. RefSeq names its product A disintegrin and metalloproteinase with thrombospondin motifs 7-like. Gene Ontology annotation, molecular function: metalloendopeptidase activity. The record is from RefSeq and is a predicted model, not a curated record. Lineage: Eukaryota; Metazoa; Arthropoda; Insecta; Hymenoptera; Diprionidae. The transcript has 17 exons. Bases 1 to 3417 code for a protein of 1138 amino acids. Gene Ontology annotation, cellular component: extracellular matrix. Gene Ontology annotation, biological process: extracellular matrix organization; proteolysis.
AUGGUGGACAGGAACAGUCCGGAGGCUACCGAAGGACCGUAUCAUGGCAGAUACACGCGGGAUGUCCACAAUGCGGAGAUGCUGAUACCGCGUCGUGUGACAGAGGACGGCAGUUUCCUGACGUUCAACUUACCCAAUUUCUACGAUCGUCAGGAGCUUGAAGCUCGGAAAAAGCGGGCAGCCGAUCCAGAUGCCGCGGCUGAUGACCUGUCCGACCACAAGCUGCACUUGGUGCUUCCAUUCAACGGCGCCGAUCACCACGUCGAGUUGACUCCGCACCACGAGUUCAUGUCGCCGGAAUUGGUGAUGGAGACUCGAGGCGAAGGUGCUCGCACUAACCUCAACAAUGGCGUACGAUUCAGAAGAGCGGACGAUAUGCAGUGUCACUACAGGGGCCAUGUCAGAGGUCACAGGGAUUCCAGGGCAGCACUCUCUCUGUGCGAUGGUGUGGCCGGAUACUUGCAUACGGAUCAAGGGCGUUACUUUAUUGAACCAGUGAGCCAGGCGGUCCCUGACCGAGAAGGCCAGCACGUCCACAUGGUUUACCAACGGAAAGCGCCGCACGAAACCCUGCAUCAAACCGAGCGGAGCAAACGUAAUUGCGGAACUAGUGACGAUUGGGAAACAGCCUGGGCUGAGCAGUUGGAGAAAAAGAAUCGACGCGAUAGGCUUGCCGGUAAUGGAACGUUCGAAAAGAGGACCCCGUCAGCAGCUACCCACAGUAUCCACCGCUACGUUGAACUCACCAUAGUAUGCGACGAACGGUUUCUGAAGUACCACAAAAGCAUAGACUACGAGCAAUAUGUUCUGACAAUUCUAAACAUGGUGUCCGACUACUACCACGAUUCCAGCUCUGGGAACCAGUUGGACGUAGUUGUGGUCCGAAUUAUUUAUCUGGAGAAAGAAAAGGAAGAGAUAGAUCUAUCCAUUAGCCCAGAAGCUGAGAAGACCUUGGACAGUUUCGCCACUUGGGUUAAUAAGAUGAAUCCAAAGGACACAAAGCACCCCAAUCACCACGAUAUCGGCGUAUUAAUCACGAGAUACGAUAUUUGCGCAAGUGAUGAGGCAGCGUGCAAUCUCUUAGGUCUGGCUUACGUGUCAGCGGCUUGCGACCCUCCAAAAGCUGCGUGUAUCAAUGAAGAUGCUGGGCUCAUACUUGGCAUAACCGUUACACACGAAGUUGGACACAAUUUGGGAUGUUCCCACGAUACGGUUGAGAUUAGUGGAUGUCCACCGCAAGACACAUCUGAUAAAAGUUACUUCAUUAUGUCACCGAUAGUCGACGUUUUCACCUUAAGAUGGUCGCCAUGUAGUAGAAAAUUUCUCACAACCUUCGUAGAGACCUUAGGUGACUGCCUUCUGGACAAUCACAAGAAGCCCAACGCAAAAUACAAACUCCCUGGAAUGCUUCCCGGGGCUAUGUACGACGGGGAUUUUCAGUGCAGGUUGAUGCUGGAGGAUCCUGAAGCGAGUGUGUGUGAAAGAACUGAGUCAAUAUGCGAAAGUUUGUGGUGCAAAAAGAAUAGUAACGCCAAAUCAUGCAGCUCAAAGGGUGCCCCAGCAGAGGGUACUAAGUGUGGAGAGAACAAGUGGUGUAUCCAUAAGAAAUGCGUUGAGAUCGGCAAGCGACCCUCUGCUGUGCACGGAGGAUGGGGUAAGUGGAGCAAGACGAGCGAUUGCUCGAGGACAUGUGGUGGUGGCGUGAAAUAUAGUGAAAGAGACUGUGAUAAUCCGACCCCGAAGGAUGGUGGACGGUACUGCUUGGGAGAGAGGAAAAGGUUCAGUACGUGUAAUACGCAGCCUUGCGAUCCGAAGAAACCGUCCUUCAGAGCAGCGCAGUGCACAGAGUUCAAUACACAGAAGGUUAUGCCCGAUGGGCUUCAUACUUGGGUACCACAUCCGGGCCCUCCUGAAGCUCCGUGUGCCUUAUACUGUCUUAAUGAGAAAAAAACUUAUGUUAAACUUGCGCCAAUGGUUAAAGAUGGAACUCCCUGUGAGCCUGGAACGAAGAAUCUGUGUAUCGGUGGAAGCUGCGCAAAAGUUGGCUGUGACUGGGAGAUAUAUGGGGAUGCUCUCGAAGAUCAAUGUGGAAUCUGUAAAGGUGACGGUACUCAGUGCACUCCAGUUGAGGGUGAUUACACGGUGACCGGAAAGGGCGAUUACCAGAAGGUUGUGACAGUCCCAAAAGGAAGUCGGAAUAUAAGAUUUUUUGAAAAAGCUCCGGCAGACAACAGUUUGGCCAUCAAGCUAGAGAAAGGAAAUACAUACAUACUCAAUGGCGAUCACCGUGAGAAUAGAAAUGGAGAAUAUCCUUGUGCUGGCGACAUAGCGGUAUACAAACACCCUGAACCUAAAAAAGAAGAAGUCCUGAUCAAAGGCCCAAUCAAUGAUGAUAUUCAACUGCAAUAUGUCUUUUACAAUCCGAAAGUUAACCCCGGUGUUCACUACGUGUACUACGUGCUAAACGGAAAAUCUGGAGGGAAACCGCAAUAUCAGUGGGAUUUCUUGGACUGGGAGCCAUGUAGCGUGAAAUGCGGCGGCGGUACUCAGUUGGCGCAAGCAUCUUGCAUCGAGCAGCAGAGUGGACGAGUGUCCAAUUCAUUUUGCAAGGACAUCAAACGUCCAGAGCCCAAAUCCAGGACGUGCAACACUCAGUCCUGUAAAGCUAAAUGGCGCGUAAGCCAAUGGAGUCGAUGCAGCGCGUGCGGAGGGAAAAAAGGGCAACAGCGUCGAAAGGUGCAGUGUGUGAAGCCAGCAGCCCAUCCCGGGGGUGAAGAUGUUCAGGCUGAACUGACCGCUUGUAAAGGCAAAGUACCAAAGCAGUCACAGAGUUGCACAGGAAAUAGACCGUGCAAGAAAACGUGCAAGAAGACGCGAAGCAACGUGUUCGAGGAAGAAGGUGACGCGACCACUGGAAAACCGCAGUCGCUAGAAGAACAGCGAAACGCCAUCGACAAGCUGGUGGACAUGGGCAUGUCGCGGUAUCUGGAGAAGACCAAUGGCGAACGUUAUCGCGGCAAGUCAGAGAAGAGAAACGUCGCGGUUGACUUCAAGCAUCUGAUCGACGAUUGGGUCGCUCCGUCCAGUGACGCGGGUAUAGACGCUGGAAACAACUGUCCCGGAAAAGGAUCCGCACAAGCGAUUCUGGCAACGCCAAAACCUGGCAGCAUCGUUAAAGACAAUAUACCAUCCAGCAAUAUUGUCGUGCUGGAAGCGCCCAUCAUAAAUAAUCAACAAUCCUCGAAUAUGUCCGACCAAGCAUUCCAAGAGGAAGGAGACGAGGUUGGCUCAGAAAUAGACACCAGUCAUGAAACGGUAUUCAAGGGUUCUGAGGCAGCCAAGCGAUUGCAGAGCCCUGAGCAUCAUGAUGGUGCUGAAUCUAUGGGGUCUGCGACCAACUUACCGAGUGGAGGUUAAAUAUUUGGCAUUGCUGAAAAUUCGACGAACGCUUCGCUGUUGGCUGUUGCCAACUGUGUUACUGGAAAAUUUGUGAAAGAGGUAUACGAUUCCUGCUUUGUUUUCGACAUGCCAACGCUCGUUCACAAUUUUACCCUCCAUCCGUUUUGUUCCGACAUUAC